CUGCUGUGCUGCUGUGUUCCCUCCCGCCGGCUCUCAUGCGGUGCUGAAAAGGGUCAGGAAAAGUGCUGCAGCUGAGGGCAGAUGUCGGCGUUUGUCGGCGUUUUUCCUUUGUUAGACUUUGUGUUUGUCUUUGAGGAAGGUUUAUUUGUAAACAAGGCGUUAUGGAAGCGCCGACCCUUUACACAAAGUAUGCCCGAGUUUGGAUCCCAGACUCUCAGGAGGUUUGGAGAUCUGCAAAGCUUACCAAAGAUUACCGACCAGAAGGUGCUGCAUUACAGCUACAGCUCGAGGAUGGCACGGAGCUGGAAUACAAAUUAGACCCCAGAAGCAACAAUCUGCCACCCCUACGUAAUCCAGACGUCCUUGUGGGUGAAAACGACCUCACAGCUUUGAGCUACCUACAUGAACCGGCCGUGCUGCACAACCUGCGCGUCAGAUUCAUUGACUCGAAGCUUAUCUACACUUACUGCGGAAUCAUCCUGGUGGCUAUCAAUCCUUAUGAGACCCUGCCAAUCUAUGGUGAAGGCAUCAUCAAUGCAUAUAGUGGCCAGAACAUGGGAGACAUGGAUCCACACAUUUAUGCAGUUGCUGAGGAAGCAUACAAACAAAUGACUCGAGAUGAGAGGAAUCAGUCAAUCAUAGUGAGCGGGGAGUCUGGAGCAGGGAAGACUGUAUCUGCCAAAUAUGUCAUGCGAUACUUUGCCACAGUCAGCGGCUUGUCCACAGAGACCAGCGUGGAGGAUAAAGUGCUAGCGUCCAGCCCUAUAAUGGAGGCGAUUGGAAAUGCAAAGACAACCAGGAAUGACAACAGCAGUCGCUUUGGGAAAUACAUCGAGAUUGGAUUUGAUAAGAAUUACCACAUCACUGGGGCUAACAUGAGGACGUACCUGCUGGAGAAGUCCCGGGUCGUAUUUCAGACAACUAAAGAGCGCAACUAUCACAUCUUCUACCAGCUGUGUGCCUCUGCGCAUUUACCUGAAUUAGAAGCUCUGCACUUGGGCAGCGCAGCUGAGUUCCACUGCACCAAUCAAGGGCAAAGCUUUGUCAUAGACGGGGUAAAUGAUAUUCAGGAAAUGCAAGUCACACGGAGGGCUUUCUCACGUCUAGGUAUUGGUGAAGAUCAACAGUUGGAUUUGUUCCAAAUCCUGGCUGCCAUUCUUCAUCUGGGCAAUGUAGAGGUGACUGGGAAAGGCUCAGGAAAUUGCAGCAUCUCAGCUGAAGACAGACACCUGGUUAUAUUCUGUGAUCUCUUGAUGGUGUCUCCUGAGGCCAUGGCCCGUUGGCUGUGUCAUAAAAAAUUGAAAACUGCUACAGAAACCUUCAAUAAGCCUCUGGCCAAAACGGAGGCAGUGGACGGUCGUGAUGCCUUAGCUAAGCACAUCUAUGCCAGGCUUUUUACGUGGAUAGUUAGUCAGAUCAAUAAAGCUCUGUACUCAUCCAUCAAGCAGCACUCAUUCAUUGGGGUGCUGGACAUCUAUGGGUUUGAAACGUUUGAAAAAAACAGCUUUGAGCAAUUUUGUAUUAAUUAUGCGAAUGAAAAACUGCAACAACAGUUUAACAUGCACGUGUUCAAACUGGAGCAAGAGGAAUACUUAAAAGAAGACAUUCCAUGGACUCUAAUUGAUUUCUAUGACAACAAGCCAUGCAUUAACCUGAUUGAGGCAAAGUUGGGAGUGUUGGGUUUGCUUGACGAGGAGUGCAUGAUGCCAAAGGGAUCAGAUGACUCAUGGGCACAAAAGCUUUAUAACACCCACCUAAAGAAGAGUGUUCACUUUGACAAACCACGCAUGUCCAACAAGGCCUUCAUCAUCCAUCAUUUUGCAGACAGGGUGGAGUAUCAGUGCGAGGGAUUUUUGGAGAAAAACAAAGACACAGUGAAUGAGGAACAGAUAAAUGUCCUGAAAUCAAGUAAGUUUCCUUUGCUCCUGGAGCUCUUUCACGAAGAAGAAAAAACUCCAAGCAAAGUAGCUGAACUAUUUCGAACAAAGAUGGUACAAGUCGGCCAGUCGUUCAGAGAGCACAAGAAAUCUGUUGGACUGCAGUUUCGAAAUUCUUUGCAGUUGCUCAUGGACACUUUGAAUGGCACAGCUCCUCACUAUGUGCGCUGCAUAAAGCCCAACGACCAGAAAACUCCCUUUGUAAUGGACCAGAUUAGAGCAGUGCAGCAGUUGAGGGCGUGUGGCGUACUGGAGACUAUCCGUAUCUCUGCAGCAGGAUUUCCAUCCAGGUGGACUUAUCAGGAGUUUUUCAACCGGUACCGAGUUCUGAUGAAGCGGAAGGAGGUGCUAUCAGACAUGAAAUUAACCUGCCAGAAUGUCCUAGCUCAGCUGAUACAGAACCCAAAUAAGUACCAGUUUGGGAAAACUAAGAUCUUCUUCCGGGCAGGGCAGGUGGCAUAUUUAGAGAAGCUGCGGGCAGAGAAACUCCGUGUGGCCUGCGUGCAGAUCCAGAAGACCAUCCGCUGUUGGCUUGCCCGCAAGAAAUAUCUGCGUCUGCGCAGAGCUGCAGUCACUGUUCAGAGAUACACCCGCGGACACCAGGCUCGGGCCUUGUAUAAGUUCCUGAGAAGGACCAAGGCAGCUGUGGUCAUUCAGAAGUACCAGCGAAGAUAUGCAGCCAGGAGGCUUUAUAGGCAGAGACAAGCAGCAGCAGUGCUCCUUCAACGCCUGCUCCGUGGGCACGAAGCCAGACUGCGAUACAGACAGCUCCGGUAUGAGCAGAAGGUGGUGGUGGUGCAGCGCUGGGUGCGUGGAUGGCUAGCACGACUGCACUACAGACGCACGGUACAGGCUGUGGUGUAUCUGCAGUGCUGUGUGCGCAGGAAGCUGGCUCGACGAGAGCUCAAGAGGCUCAAGAUUGAGGCACGUUCAGUCGAACACUUUAAGCAGCUCAGUGUAGGCAUGGAGAAAAAGAUAAUGCAGCUACAGAGGAAAGUGGACGAGCAGCAUAAAGAGAACAAGCAGCUGUCAGAGCGCUUAUGCGCAGUGAAGAGCUGGAGUUUGGCAGAAAUCGAUAAAUUACACACCCAGCUAGAAAGCCUGCACAGUGUGGAGGAAGAAGCCCGGCGUUUUAGUGGCCAGGUGUCUGCUCUGGAAAAGGAGCUGGGAUUGACACGGCAUGAACUGGAAAGGAACAGAAAGAUGCUGGCUGAGCUAAAAGAGACCAACUGUCUGCUGAAGUCUGAGAAAGAUGAGCUAAACAGAUUGAUCCAGGAACAAAGCCAAAAGAUUACUGAUCAGCUUCAGGAGACCUAUAAGGAACACACUGAGCAUUUGCAGAUGGCACUUAAUGAAGAGCGUACACGCUACCAGAACCUUCUGACUGAACACAUCAAACUCGAGGCUCAGUACACUGAUCUGAAAUCAGAGCAAGAGGCUGAAACUUAUGCCAACAAAUUAGGUUACUUAAGGAACGACUCUGCUUUCAGCAGCAAUGAAUCAGAAUACACUCAUUGUUCAGAGUCAGAGGUCAGCAUACAGGCUCAAGAGGAGGAGGUAAAGGGAAGUGUGGAUGCUGCUCUCCUGCUGAAGCUGCAGAAGCGAGUGGCUGAGCUGGACCAAGAGAAGACAAAUCUGCAGAGAGAGUGGGAUUGCAGAGAGAAGCAGCUCCUCCAGGAAAACGCCAAGCACCUGGAGGAGUGUCGGAGAGCUUUAGGAGCUGAGAGAGACUAUGAGGCCCAGAAGCGACAGGACCUGGAGGCAGUAAAUAAUAAGCUGAAGAAGGAUCUGAAUGAGCUGCAUGUGUCUGUUACUGCGGGGAAGGGUUCGGGGUUGGCCCCUGCCUAUAACCUGCUUCUGGAGCAGCUGAGCUCCACUUCUGAGGAGUUGGAAAUGCGUAAAGAGGAAGUGCUUAUACUGCGCACUCAGCUGGUCAACCUAGAAGACUUUAAGUACAAGGACUCCGCAGUAGAAAGUAACUCAAGCAAUCCCAGCAGAUCCCCCACUCUAGAUCUACAUGAGCUGAAUGAGGAUGGAGAGCUAUGGAUGGCAUACGAAGGACUGAAGGAAACUAACAGGGUGCUGGAGUCUCAGCUGCAAGCUGAAAGACUAAGUCAUACAGAGGAGCUGGAGGCCCUGAGAACAGAGUUGCAGCUCCUGAAAGAGGAGCGUGAUCGGCAUCAUCUUCACUCCGAUUCAGUAAAACCGCCUCAGGAUGUUGGUAUAAACUCAGCUCUCCAGAACGAGAUCACUCGUCUCACACGCCAUAAUCUGGAACUAAUGGAACAAAUGGACAAUCAGGACAAAACCACUCGCAAACUGAAGAAACAGCUAAAGAUGUAUAUGAGGAAGCUUGAGGAAUCAGACAGUACCUCUUUGGAUCAGCCUUCUACAGAAACUAGAGUGGGUGAAACUCUGCCAGAGGUGAACAUCCUGCGCAAAGAACGGCACUUUCAGGGUAUGCUGAAGUACAGGAAGGAGGAUGAGACCAAGCUUUUUAGGACCCUAAUCACAGAUCUAAAGCCCAGAGGGGUUGCAGUAAGCAUGCUUCCAGGCAUCCCAGCUUAUAUUCUCUUCAUGUGCCUCCGCCACGCUGACUACACAAACAAUGACCAGAGAGUCCGCACACUGCUCACCAACUCAAUCAGCAGCAUCAAGAGUGUGCUGAAGAAAAGAAGCUCUGAUUUUGAGAUGGUGUCAUUUUGGAUGGCGAACACCUGCCGCUUCGUGCACUGCCUAAAACAGUAUAGUGGAGAAGAGGUCUACACAAAACACAACUCUGCCCAGCAGAAUGAACAAUGUUUGCUGAACUUUGACCUUACUGACUACAGGCAGGUUCUGAGUGAACUGGUUAUGCAGAUUUACAAGCAGCUCUUCAAAUGCAUGGACGACAGCCUCCAGCCUAUGAUCGUGCCAGCCAUGUUGGAGCAGGACACCAUCCCUGGUGUGUUGGGGCUCAAGCCAACAGGGUUAAGAAAGCGUACCUCUAGCUCUUUCACAAUGGACUCCAUUUUGAAACAGCUUGAUUCAUUCCACUCCACUCUGCUCCAGCACGGCAACGACCCCGAACUCAUCAGACAAGUGCUUAAACAACAGUUUUACGUCAUCUGCGCCACUACACUCAACAGCCUUCUCCUGCGCAAGGACAUGUGCUCGUGGAGCAAAGGGCUUCAGAUCAGAUAUAAUGUGAGUCAGCUGGAGGAGUGGUUGAAGGAAAAGGGAAUGCAGGGUGGCGGCGUGCAGGAAACUCUGGAGCCUUUGAUCCAGGCCUCUCAGCUGCUGCAGAUCAAGAAAAAGAGUCAGGAAGAUGCAGAGGCCAUCGCCACAACAUGCACAGCUCUCACUGCCACACAGAUUGAGAAGAUCCUCAACCUGUACACACCAGUAAAUGAGUUCGAGGAAAGAGUGUCUGCAUCAUUCAUGAAAUCAGUAAAGGCAUUGUUAAAGGACCGUCAGGAGUCUCAUCAGUUGCUCAUGGACAGUAAACUUCUAUUUCCCUUCAGUUUUCCCUAUAAUCCAUCUACUGUUGCCCUAGAGAGCCUUCAGCUCCCCCUAAGCCUCAACCUCGGCUUCCUCACAAGGGUUUAACAGGAACCAGGAGCAUUUAAUUCACCUGAAGCCCAAAGAACACUUUCAGUGCAUUGAGAUAAAUAUUUAAAGGAAAUUAGUACAAAAUAAUUAAAUUAUAAAAGAAGAUUACUAGGGAUUAUUCUAGUGCUUUAUUUUCACCAUUACCAUUUACGUAAUACAGUAAUAAUAAAAAUAUUAUAAAAAAAUAUAAAAAUAAUAAUAAAAAUCUGUCCUUUAGGAGGACACAGAUCAAAGCAUCUAAAAUAAAUUGGCAUAAAAUUGGUAUUUUAAGAUAGUAACUGUAAUAAAAUUGCUAUUUUGAUUAUUAUCAGAGUUCUUCAGGUCACUAAAGAAGACCUUAAGGACAUUUUGUCCAUUUGGCUGCUUAACACCAUGCUGUAGGUCUGUGCAGAAAGUACUUCUUCAUAAGGUAGCCACAUAUUGUUUAUUUAGUACAAAAAAAAAUUGUUUCCUUAUGAUGUAAGCAAAGUGAUAAAACCUUAAAUAAUUAUGUAAAAGGUCCAUCUGUUUAAACUCCUAAUGAACUUAAAAAAAAAAAUGACAGUGAUCCGCUCUGCAUCAUAGGUGUAAAGAAUUUGGGAUUUCACUAAUCAGUGCUUUGUGAUAUUAUGUUCAUGACUUUUUGCUCUUAGUCUGUCCUUGGUAACUUCCAAUUUUAAUGUUCCUCUAUUUAUAUUGUAUUUUCAAGAACUAAAAGAGCUAGAUUAGGAAGGAACUGAGGAAAAAUGGUGGAUAAUUAUUCCAGGCCUCUCGAUGAUGUCCACACAGUCUUUCAUGGGCCCGGGUUCAAUUCCCGCCAAUGCCUAAAACCCCAGUCACUGGAUGCAGACCGGUCCCAAGCCUGUAAAAUGGGAGGGUUGCAUUAGGAAGGGCAUCCAGCAUAAAAGCUGUGCCAUGUUGUUGUGUCUGCUUUGGCGACCCCUCGAUAGGAGCAGCUGAAAGACUAACCACAACAAAUCUUAUGACUACAAAAUUAUACCAUAUGACUAGGGGGAUUGUUCAUGAGAUUGGUGUGUGUGUGUGUGUGUGUGUGUGUGAGAGAGAGAGAGAGCGAGAAUGGUGCACUAUGUUUUGGGAUGGGCUCUAGAGCCACUGAGACCCUUAUAAAGUGGUUAAUAAAUCCAUUGUGAUGUGAUAAUAAAUCUGUUAUGUGCAUAUGUAUUAGAAUAUGAAAAAAAGAGUAAACUUUGUAUUAAAAUAGGACAGUGUUUAAUUUUUUUAAAAAGCUUAUUUAAUCUUAAAUGUCAAUUGAUCAGCAUUCUUUGUGUAAAAAUAAACAAA
This is a messenger RNA of Clarias gariepinus (North African catfish), 6809 nucleotides long. It is a transcript of the gene myo5ab, whose product is annotated as myosin VAb. Lineage: Eukaryota; Metazoa; Chordata; Actinopteri; Siluriformes; Clariidae. Gene Ontology annotation, biological process: vesicle transport along actin filament; actin filament organization. The record is from RefSeq and is a predicted model, not a curated record. Bases 162 to 5525 code for a protein of 1787 amino acids. The transcript is spliced from 40 exons. Gene Ontology annotation, cellular component: actin cytoskeleton; vesicle; cytoplasm. Gene Ontology annotation, molecular function: microfilament motor activity; ATP binding; actin filament binding.